GGAUAUAGAUUGACAUCCACAUCCACAUCCACAUCCGCAACUUUCACUAAGAUUGAAAUCAACAAUCAUCAUCAAUAACUUCAAUUUCAUCAAUUCCAUCAAUAACUUACCAUAACUCACCAUAACUCCAAUUUUUUCCAUAAUGGACUACUCAUCUAUUCAUGAAUUUCGACCUUCAUUCUCAUCCCCAAAUCUAUCUUCAUCCCCACCACGAGAUCAAUCUCCCCCCUCAACCCCACCAUCAACGCCACCACCACGCAAACACAGACGCAAACACAAGCACAAAGCAUCUUUUCUCAAAACUGUUUAUAAGUGGUGUUUGAAUCAUUGCUGCAUCAGAAUCAUAUCAAUGAUACCCACAUUACUGGGAUUGAUGGUAUUCAUCUUUUGGUUCCAAAGGCCUCUUCAUCUAUUAGUCGACACAACGGUACUGGUAAGUAAAGGUAUUUUGUGCAUUUCUACUCCUUUCGAAUGUACAAGAGCGGGGGCUGGAUGGCUGGGGUUUUCUUUGGCCAAAACAAAGAGCGGCGGUCAUGGUAAUGGGGAUUGGAAUCGGAAUCGAGAGAAUAACAAGGACAAUGAGGAGUUCUAUUACUACACGUUUUCACCUACACCAACACACAAACAUCAUGGGUAUGAAUCUCAAUCUACAUCUGCAUACACGACCACCCAAUCCACAAAUUAUUGCGAGAACAUUCUCAAUCUGGAACAGCAAUUCUUCAUAGUCAAUUCUCCUGCUCUCUUUAGCACUUCGUCUUUCAAUCCUUCAUGCCCUCUUAUUUUUUAUCAAAAUACCAAACUCGAAGAUUUGGACAUUAGAUCUGAAGUCAAUUCUUUUAUCCAUUUGCUUGAUUCUACAUUAAAGUAUCUGCCUUCUUCCACCUCGACUUCUACCCACAGCUUUUCAUCAUUAAAGAAAUUCCACAAGAUUCUAAUCGAACUGGGAUUGAUUUUUGGAGAGAGGGACAAUACUGCUAUAUUAUACUUCGACUCAUAUAUCAACACGACUCAAAAUCUCCAACAUAUAACUUCAGACAAUAUCCAAACCAGUAUAUCGGUAUUAGCAACGGUGGACUCAGUGAUGUGGAGAUGGAAGGACAAGAAGUGCGAAGAUAAAGGAUGGUUGAACAGGAAAGCAUGUAAUGAUAUGGAAAGGGAGAUGAUAAAGGAGAUGCAGAUUAUGCAGACUGGGUGGGCGAAAUAUUUUGCAGAGAUGAGAGGGGGUGUUGACCGAAUGAUUGGGGGAGGAAGGAAAUUAGAGGGACUGGUUGCAAGAGAAAUGCAAAAGGGGAAGCAAAUCUUGAAUAUGGAGAAAAUGGUGAAAGGGGAGUUGAGUGGUGAGAGUAUUCGAAAAGCAAUUGGGGAAAUGGUUUGGAGGGAUUUGAUGGGGAGACUUGAUGGACUUUUUUCAUGUAAGGAAGGAGCACUGGGAGGUGAGACGUUUUUGACUUCUGGGCAGAAGACAGUGCAAUUUGCCACGAGGUUGAAGAAGCAAGUAGCGGAAAUCAAGGAGUUGAGGGAUAAAUGGUAUAUUCUGCCUUUGGGUAAGGAGGCGGGAUGUUUUUUCCCCGAGAUUUGGGGGGGUAUGGAGUGGAAGGGGGUUGGAGAGUGGAUUGAGAUGAUAAGUGAGUGGUAUAAGAGAAGGGAGAAGUUUAUGGGGAACGUAGAGAGAAGAUUGGGAAGUUUGUUGGGGGUAUUUGAUGUUGAGGGCGAAGGUGGGGCCAUUUGGGAUGAUUGAUAUGCGAUGCCAUUGGCCUCUGGUUAAUUCUGUCACAUAAACUCCGUUGCUCUUGUGGAGGGAGAUCAGGGCAAGGAGCGGCAAUGGGGUUGAUCCACGAGAACAGUAAAUGCCA
Messenger RNA from Botrytis cinerea B05.10, 1853 nucleotides. RefSeq lists its product as hypothetical. The coding region runs from base 143 to 1738 and encodes 531 amino acids. The transcript has a single exon. Lineage: Eukaryota; Fungi; Ascomycota; Leotiomycetes; Helotiales; Sclerotiniaceae. The record is from RefSeq and is a predicted model, not a curated record.